Rotaria socialis is the source of this 347-nucleotide messenger RNA. The record is from the annotation of a GenBank genome assembly. NCBI's taxonomy places the organism in Eukaryota, Metazoa, Rotifera, Eurotatoria, Philodinida, Philodinidae.
AGUAAUUGAAAUUUGUUGAUAUAUAAAAGAAUGAAACUAAUUUUCGUUUUCUUCAGGACUUAGGCUUCAAAACGAAUUAUGAACAAGAUCCAGUAUUUUCUCAUCAUGUUAAUCAAAUUGCUGCUCUUGCAUUUCUUCAACCGAAUGAUGCUAGCCAAGGUUUUGAUGACCUGUACAAUUCAUUACCACAAAUGUUACAUCCAUUAUUAGACUAUUUUGAAGAUACAUAUGUUGGUAGAAAUCGUACACAAGGAAGAGCAAAACCAAUGGUUGAAAUCGAAUUAUGGGACAUGCAUCAAAGGACAACUGAUCGUUUAAUGCAGACUAACAACUCAGCUGAGGCUUAG